CCCUUCGGGGAAAACCAAAACAAAAAAAAAAAAAAAAAAGAAGGAGGGAGAGGACAACAAGUGGAUUAUUAUUAAAGUUGAAUUAACUUGUUGCGUUAGGGAGGCAAAAAAGAGUCCACUUUUUAAAAUUAUUUAUAUAACUCUUUAGUCGUUGCAAGCUUUAUUCGUUAGAUAUAACAAUGGAGAAAAGUGGGAAUCCUCCUCCUUAUGCAUGGAACAAUGGGCACACACUGCAGCCGCCCCCGGCUGCGCCUCCCAGCUACUCUCAAGCAGUGGGAGGGGUUGGUCCCUCCAGCCCCUACACACCACAAUAUCCACCUUCGGCAGGCCCACCAAUUGUGACAACUGUGGUGCCAGUUGGUCCACAUCCAACCCACAUGAUUUGUCCUAGCUGUCAUGCUGAAAUUGACACCGAAACGCAGACGAAACCAGGAAUGAUUGCAUAUAUUGCUGGAUCUAUCAUAUGCCUGUUAGGAGGUUUCCUCGGAUGCUGUCUUAUCCCCUGCUGUAUAGGAAGCUGCAUGGAUGUACACCAUGCGUGUCCCAACUGCUCAGCAGACCUUGGACGUUACCGUCGAUAAAUAGUAAAUAUAAACUUUCUUGUGAUGGUGCACACACACUCGAGUUAUAAAUCUUAUAAACAAUUUAUGACAAGUACCCAGAUGGACAGAUGUCAUUGUAUGAUGAAGAAAAAUAAUAUCCAUAAACCCUUUAGAGGAUAUCCUUUAGAGAUUAUUGUUUUAUUAAUUUUCGUUGAUUGUUAUAUAACAAAAUAAGGAAUUGGGCAUUUCUUAUAAAAUUUGUAACUCUAGUGCUGGAGUAUCAAUAAACACUAAUUCGAGCUUAGUAUUUAUGGAAUAAAUAUGCUUCCAUAAAGAUCUGAAAUUUAUCACAACCUCCACAUUCACAUUAAUUAUUAUUAUUUAUAAGUGACUAUUUAUGUAACAAAAUUAAUUUAAUAGAAAUUUACAAUUUUAUAUUGUAAUUUUGAAAAAAUAUUAUAGAUACUUGAUACUUUUUUAAUUUUAAUACUUAAGAUCUGAUAUCACAAGAUUACAUAAUUGUAAGAUUAUAGUUUUUAUAUGUUUUUAGUACCUCAAGUGAACUUUGCUAUAAUAAGGUUAUUGCCAUAUUUAUUUGAUGAAUGCAGACAUACGUUUGAAUGGCCUAGUAAUUUACAAUAGAAAGUUUUAAUAGGUCAAUUGUGACAGUGUAAAAUCGUCCUUACUCAAUUACAUAAAUGUGGUUAUUUUAAACUUGUUGCUAUUUUCAUGCCAAAAUGUAAUACAAUGGAUUAUUUAAAGUAGACGAUGGUAGAGAUUUCAAUUAAACACAUUUUAAAUAUUUGAUGUAGUGUACUUCUGUAUGUACUAUUUACGUAGUCGUAAGAGCAUCUAAUAAUUGGCGGCUUAUAAGUGUUGUGUUAUAAACAUAUAACUGUAAAUAGUAAAUAUCUAAUUAUUAACAUUUAUUAACAGACAAAUGACGAAACGAAACGAAGCGACACAUACUGUUACCGUCUGUCUAUUCUGACUGUGUUUUUGUAUUCAAUAAUUCAACCACAGCUUUGCAAAGGGUAGUAUUAGAUUGUUUAUUUAUUAACAAAUAAAUUCAAGCUUUAUAAUAAAAUACCACAAUUGCUUUAGCCGUUCCAUAUAGCAUUUAGCCAUUGAGGCACAUUGUAACUCAAUUAAAGUACUGCCCUAGCAGUUUUCUUCCCUAAAAGUUUAUAACUAUUUUAUACCAUAUUAUAAAUCUUAAAAUCCAUAAUAUAUUGACGAUAAAUGAUCUAAUUCUAAGACUGCCUAACUUAGUGGAAAAGCGAUAUUUUAGUUUACUGUAAACUAAAUGUUCUAAAGAACUUAACCCAGUAAUGUCCAGCUUACCUAGCACACCCACCACAGCACCUGGUAUACUUACUUAUUCUUUCAGAAAGUAUUAUAUUCAUAUUUGUCUGAUUUAUUUAAUAACUAUUUUAAAUAUAUGUAUAACAAACUUA
This is a messenger RNA of Pectinophora gossypiella (pink bollworm), 1999 nucleotides long. Its product is annotated as LITAF domain-containing protein. The record is from RefSeq and is a predicted model, not a curated record. NCBI's taxonomy places the organism in Eukaryota, Metazoa, Arthropoda, Insecta, Lepidoptera, Gelechiidae. The transcript is spliced from 4 exons. The coding region runs from base 180 to 581 and encodes 133 amino acids. Gene Ontology annotation, molecular function: zinc ion binding.